GUAUCUGUAACAUUAAUUCGCUUACUCGUCAAACGCCUGGCCUUUGGCAUUUACGUUUCUUCAAAAUCAAACAAACAACCCCAAAUCUCUUCCCCUCUAAUAAUCGAAUUCGAUCCACAACCACCACCGAUCUUCUUCUAAAACCCUAAUCAGAUCGGUUAGGUCAUGGACAAAAGUACCAGCAUAAGCACCAACGUUAGCAGCACGACAACUUCCAUGGAGAAGAUCGAUCAGGCAGCGAGCUGGAUCAGCGCCACAAUCAUCUCCGCUUUCUUCGCCUCCCUCGAGCGCUGCUCCUGCGUCAAUCUCUCUACUUCCCAUGACGACGAUGACGAAGAAUCCUACCACCGUCCCCUUGCUCUCUCCGCCGCUCCUCAUUCCAACGACACCGUUUGGCUCCCUGUUGACCUCUCUCUCUCUCUCUCUCUCUCUCUGGUAAUAAAAAAAUCCUAUCGUGUGCGUGUGUAUGUGUUGCUUCCUCUGGUAAUCGAUAAGUACGCAUUACAUGUAACAAUGCUACUGGAUGGAUAUUUCAGACCCUUUUGGAUUGUAAAUGUCAGACUCGGGAACUUGUUUUGUUCUUUUUGGUUUUGUGAUGCUUCUCAUGUGCUUUGUCUGUUUGUAGUGAAGAUCAUUCGUUUUGAAGUUUCUUUCGUUAAUGGGACCAAUCUGACUUCCAAGUAUUUAAAACCAGAACAAGUUCAGUUUGUUUAGUGCAACUGAUAACCAGACAGAGAUCUGACACUUGGACAUCAACUACUUCCAAAUAACACCCCGUGUGUGUGUGUGGUAUUUGGUGCGGAAUUCAAUGCGGUCAGAGUAAAUGUCGUGUUUAACUUGAACUACUCAUUAUUUUGUUUGCUUUAAGCUAGAUUCCAAGGAUUCUCUCAUUUUGAGACGAUAUUGUUUAAACGUCUUUGUCAUAUAAAAACAUAAGUAUUAUUGGACCAUCCACCGAGUCACACUCGAACCUUUUUUUUUUUACUUUUAAUUUCGCUUGGGAUCCAAACAAAGUUCAUCGGUGGAUUAGGUUGUUUUGUUCUUUGAGUUUCUUGAAAUGGGUCUCUGAGGGUUUACACCAAUUGCUAAGGAAGCAAUAUGUUGAAUCAACCAACA
Messenger RNA from Raphanus sativus (radish), 1116 nucleotides. RefSeq lists its product as uncharacterized. The transcript has a single exon. The coding region runs from base 166 to 714 and encodes 182 amino acids. NCBI's taxonomy places the organism in Eukaryota, Viridiplantae, Streptophyta, Magnoliopsida, Brassicales, Brassicaceae. The record is from RefSeq and is a predicted model, not a curated record.